AAGCCAGGUGCUCUGAUACUGUGGAAUGCCCGGGGGCCUCUGACGAGCUUGGAUGCGGACCAGAUUACGUCUGCAGAGCAGACGAGUUUUAUUGCCGAUGGGACAACUCAUGCAGAGACUACACGGAGUUAUGUGAUGGUAUACACAACUGCCCUGGAUUUGAUGAGUCUUUCUGUAAUUCUGUAUGCGGUGGGAACGAAUAUGUAAUACGCCCUCAAGAGGAAACUUUCUUUGAAUUCACCUCCGCACAUUUUCUACACCCCAGUGGAUUUUACGUGUGUUCGUGGUCAAUUGUGAGCGAGGUGAACGCCUACGUGUUUUUUGAAAUCCUCACGUUGGAUUUACAACCAAAUUGGAAGUUUCGUGUGUCGGCUGGACUGGGCCGGGACCCAACAGUGGUCCAGAGUACGAUUUUCAUCACUGACUCUCCCUCUUAUAAUGAAAAAGUCUUCAUUGGAAAUCAAACAUCGACUGCUUGGAUAACAGUGAGCUCUAGCCAGUUCCUACCCUUCACAUACGGCUCAUUUGGUGCAUAUGGACCCUCUGAGCCUUAUGUUGCAAUGGAUAUCUACCAGCGGGAUGAAAGAAUUUGUCCCGAUGAAUUUAUCACUUGUGGAAAUAAGUUGGAGGUAACUGUUUGCAUUACCAGUUAUGCGUUGUGUGAUGGCAAGUUUGACUGUCCAGACUACUGGGAUGAAAGCCAGUGUAACUAUAUGGAUAUAUGCAGCUAUCAGCAACAUCAAUCUUUGAAUUCUGAGGAAAGGAGGGACUUUGAAGUCAGUGCUUCGCCGUUUGGUAAGAGCUGCUUGUUCUUUGUAGCUACACCACCUCAGUCUCGAGUUGAAAUCAAGACGACAGGACGUCCUGCUGAUGGCACAACCUUGAUGUUUGGCACUGUGAGCGAAAAUGACACUGUUGAUCUGUCAGCGACGUUUCUGACGCUUACCAGUUCGAAAUGGAAUGUGCCUUCAUCGUAUUCACCAACUGCUGGAGUGUCACUAUGGAUCGUAGUGAGCAUGGCUCCAGUUCCGUUCACAAUACCAAGCAUAAUGUCCUUCACGCUGAGAACAUUCAUCGAGACAGACUGUGGGCCAGAUGAGUUUGCUUGCUAUGGUUCUGAAGUGUGUCUCCCGCCGAAUCAGCGAUGUGACGGCAUCCCACAAUGCCCCUCUUUGAGUGACGAGAGAGGAUGCAAUGGGUGUGAAGACAGUGUCUUUACCUGUGAUGGCAACAGAUGCCUGGACGAAAGUCUGCUUUGCGAUGGACUUGCGCAGUGCCAAGAUAUGAUGGACGAAUACCUUUGUGGCCAUUGUGUGGACACUCCAGGGAUAGAUCUCUCGGAUGGAGAGCGACAUGUUAUAUCUUACCAACUUUACAGCAUCUUUCCUGAGUACAGCGGCCACGCGGGGGACUGUCUAUUUCUCAUCACUGCAUUAGCAGAUCACCGGGUAACCGUUUUACUGCGCCGUAUCCCACAGAGCCAUCUCGUGUAUCCGAAUCUGUACCUCGCUAUGGGUGAAGGUCAUGACAUCUCGAACGAGUCUACGACGGUCAUAAACGUCGACUUUUCCCGUUCAGACUUCAUAUCUUAUAGAGAAGCUGUGACGUCAGUUGGAAGCUUGAUGUGGAUCAAGUAUAAAUUCGGAGCUCUUCCAAAUGAUCAGUUACAAGCCUUGGAUUCCGAGAUAAUUCAUUUGGAAAUUGUACAGAUAAGGAAAACAGAAUGUGAAGACACUGGACACGCAUGCGCGUCAGGGGAAUGUAUAAGCCGAUCUCACGUUUGUGAUGGUUACAUCGAUUGUCCCGACUACAGCGACGAAAUAGGAUGCAGUAUUUGCUCCGGCGACGAAUUCCUUUGUCUUUCUGAAAGUAGAUGCGUUCAUGAGACAAGCCUAUGUGACACAGUGUCGGACUGCGCAGACGGAUCAGACGAAGAAGUGUGCGGUCCUUGUGGACGAUACCUGAUUGACCUUUCAAAGCAAACAGCUGAAUCGGAACAGUUCUACAACCUGACUUCUCCAUCCUACCCACUGCCGCCCUCUAGGAACGUCGAGUGCUCUUGGACGGUAAUAGCACCAGAAGGAACGCAGGCCUUGGCGACGAUAGAGACGUUGCAGCUUGGGUCGGCUGAACUGAAUUUUGGCUGGGGUACUGACGCGACCAACAUGGAUUCCACAAUCGGGCCUGAUCUGAAGGACCAAGGCCUGCCCUUAGCUUUGGUGGCCUCAAGAGACAGACAUCUGUGGCUAAAAUUUCGUUCAGGUGGUUUAUCAACUGACAAAGGGUUCUCCAUUCGAAUUGCAUACACAGAUUCAGCGAUGUGCCAGGAUGGUCAGACAAGGUGCGGGGCACCUGAUACGAUGUGUGUCAUGGAAACUGCUAGUAGCUAUGAGAUAUCGUACCUAUGUGGACUUGAUGUCUGUGGUGAGAGGAAUAUCUACCUGGAGGAGGACCUUCCAUACACUCUCACAUCUCCAAAUUAUCCUCAAGAAUAUCCCGACGAUCUGUUGUGCCACUGGGAGUUUCAAACGUCUAGUCAAUUCAUUAUCAUCAGCAUCUUGGAUUUCGAGACUGAAAAUUCGUAUGACUACGUAAUGAUAGCAGGGCCAGGCUUGGAGCUCGGAGAUAUUGCACACGAAUCGGGUAUCAAAUUGCGUCUUACCGGAACAACGAGUAUUACAACGGUAUUGUCAGUGCUUCCUGCAAUCAAUGUCACAUUAAAAACGGAUGCGUCCAUUACGAAGAAGGGAUUCCAAAUGGAGGUCGUGGCAUUUGAAAAGUUAUCGCUGAGUGAGUGUUCAGGUGAACUCGACCUCCAGUGUGAGAAUUCAACCUUAUGUAUUGCACCCAAUGCCGUAUGUAAUGGUUUCAAGGACUGUCCCUACGGAUUCGAUGAACAACAAUGUUACACAGUUAGCUGUCCUGAGUUUUUCCAGUGCAGUAGAAGCAGAGAGUGUAUUUUGUGGGAGGAGGUUUGCGAUGGCACUGCCCACUGCUUGCUAGGCGAUGACGAGAUCAACUGUGAUUUGAACCGAUGCCCAAGUGAGUGUAGAUGCUAUUACAAGGGUGACGCCCUCUAUGUCAGUUGUCAGUCGGGAUGGACAAGAGACACUCUUGAUAAUAUGGCAGCUACUACCGAUGUGUUGGAGCUAACUAGAGGAUCCGUCAGCAUCCUGGAACCAGGCCAUUUUAAACGGUUCUUUAAGCUUCAAGCAUUGUACCUCACGAACAAUCAGAUACAAAACAUCCCACCGCUGUCAUUUGAUGGUUUAGAGAAACUUCUUUGGCUGAAUAUUUCACAGAACAACUUCACUACAUUACAAAAGGAUGCCUUCAAAGAGCUGGAAAUGUUGCAAGGACUUGUCAUAUCCAAUGUUCCGGUGACAAAUAUUGAAGAAUCAGCAUUCAGUGGACUAAAGGAGCUCCGUACAUUGGUGUUGAUUCGCGGAAGUUACUUAGAUGAGCAGGAUUUGCCGAUUGACAUUCACCCUCAAGCUGUCCAGGAUCUUACUAAGCUUCACACAUUAUAUCUCGAUGACUAUCACAUAUGCUGCGAAUUCAACAAACUGGAGUCGUUCGACCCAGCUAACUGUUUUACCACUGAACAGCAAUCGCCUCUCUUUAACUGUGGAAGUCUAAUGCAGAACACAUUCCUUCGUGUCUCCAUGUGGUUUCUUGGCCUGAGCGCCCUGGUCGGUAAUUUGGGAGUAGUUGUUUGGCGGUGUUCGACAUCGGUGAAGACAAACAUCGGCCAGGGUACCAAGUAUGUGCACAAUUUUCUCAUCCUGAACUUGGCCGUGUCUGACUUUCUCAUGGGGGUCUACAUGGUAAUAAUUGCCUCAGCAGAUGUAACCUUCGGGGAAUGGUAUUAUACAAUUGCUUCAAAUUGGAGGCCAAGUGUAGCGUGUAAGAUUGCAGGCAUCAUUUCAGUCUUAUCCAGCGAAGCAAGUGUGUUCUUCAUAACACUCAUCAGUGUAGAUCGGUUCUUAUGUAUCGUUUUCCCUCAUGGGGGCAUUCGACUUGCCAAGCCAACUGCUCGAGUAGCUGCUGUCAUAAUUUGGUUUGGGGCGUUCAUUCUCAGUAGCCUUCCUACCAUCUUAGUUGGCUCAGACGUAAAGUCAGACGUUUAUGGUCUGUCGGAUGUCUGUAUUGGUCUUCCUCUUAUCACUAAACCUGCUAGCUACAAGCUGGAGGAAGGUGACGUCGGCAACCCUUUAGGUAGUCAAAGUUUCAGGAUUCCUGUCGCGCAGGACCACAGGCCGGCUUGGGUCUACUCCAUCGUUCUCUUUCUGGGAGUUAAUUUGCUGUGUUUCCUCAUCGUUGCCCUGUGCUAUCUUGUCAUCUUCAUAAAGGUCAGGCAAUCCUAUCAACGAGUGAAGGGCAUACGGAUCCGAGGCUCGAAUCUUCAUCAAUCCAAUAGAGAAGAGAUGAACAUGGCGCUCCGAAUGGCUGUCAUCGUGGGGACUGAUUUCUGUUGUUGGAUGCCUGUUAUCAUCAUGGGUCUUCUUUCACAGACUGGUGCCGUUACUAUUCAGCCUCACAUGUACGCCUGGACUGUUGUCUUCAUCCUCCCCAUCAACUCAUCGAUCAAUCCAUACCUGUAUACACUCUUCAGCGUGAUCUCGGCCCGUCACUCAACUAAAAGCAGCCAAAGUUCCGUAAACACUACUCGGCUCAGCGAACUAAGCUCGAGACCCAAGGAUGACAUGAGGACUUGCGCCUGCGCAAAUCCCUGUCCCGAGAGUAACACACGUUUAUGAUUUCGUACCGAUAUGAAGAUAAUGGAAGAAUCCUUUUCAACACUAUCGCUGCGAGAUUAAAAUUAUAUAUUGCUUAACGUCAGUACUUCCUCUAACAAUAAAGGCCGACAUCCCUGGUAUGGUUCCCUGUUUUUAUGACGGGAUCCUGUUUUGCAGUAGUUCUGUACGCAUCCCCCAACGCCUCAUUAACAGAGACAAGUUUUUUUUUGUAGAGGCAGUGGACUGGAACCUUGUCACGAUGUGGGUUUAAAUUCAGUUAGAUUGCAAUGGUGUCAAUACUUCGCAAUACAACAGUCUAAGCGGAUCAAAUAUAACGAAUUUUGUUUGCUUCUCACAGCACUGUGACAAAGGGGAUUUCCCCAAAGCUACCUGUAAAAUUUUAAUAUUUCCAGCAGUAACGAAAUUAAUAAACGCAAGAGUUUUGCAAGUCUUUGGUAUUGUUAUACAAUGUACCUUUUGAUGUACAACAGUUGAAAAUGCAAUCUUCCUCCACACAGGUUUAUCCUGUGUUAGAUUAACUAGGCCGUUUGGCCCAAGCACCGUACAUAUUUCUAUUGUCCCUACUGAACGCCGAAUGUAUUGGAAGCAUUUUGACCUUGGGCGUCUUAGACGUCGUUUACCAUGCACCGGUGGGAAAAUAUAGUGCAUGCCUUUGCUGGCUCUUCAUCACGCAACUGGAGGCGAGGAUGUGGCCAGCUGUCAGGAUCUGACUCUUUGCAUAUGCACCCUGACGAUUCUCUCCUUUGUUGAAUUUAAAACACUCACCGGUGCAGUCGGGUAGUCUCAACUGAUUCAGGUUUCAUCUCAUCUUGGUCUCGUUUGUUUGACACACGGUCCAUUUUAUGUCCUGGUUUACACGUGGAAGCUACUCGAACGCACCCAACAGUGGGUUGGUAGAGGAAUUCUUUACUUUGGUGUGGGAUAGGUUUACAUCAGGACAUAGGACUGAAUGACUGGCAGGUGUGACAUUCUUUUUUUUUUCUCCAGUCAUACCGCUACAGGUCAGCAAUUAGUGAAGCUUGAUUGACGUUCUAUCAUUUUGUAACCAAUGUUUAUUGGGUAUUUCAGUUUUACUGUAUGUAAUGUUACGCUGUGCUUAGUUUCUUGGAAUUUUGGCAGCCGUUCCAGGCUGAUACAGUUGAGUCAAACUUUAAAUUUUCAUAUUGGGGCUUGGCCCUUGUUUUGGUUGCUACCACAAUACUGUAUUAUUUGACAAAACUACUCAACGUUUAAAAUUAAUGCUAGUUGCUUUGAUGUAUCGAUCUACUAUACUGGUAAUAGAACGAAUGUAAUGACCAGCAGAUACAGGGUAUUUAAAACAUGUCAUAAAAUUGCGCCAAUGUGUAGAUUCAUGUUACCAACACAAGGCAAAAAGUAUUGGAAAAUUUUAACACUCUUAAUGAUACUGAAUACAACAGUGGUCAGUAUCGUGAGAAAGAGGACCAAACCUAAAAAAAAAAAAAA
Messenger RNA from Acanthaster planci (crown-of-thorns starfish), 6224 nucleotides. RefSeq lists its product as uncharacterized. The record is from RefSeq and is a predicted model, not a curated record. Gene Ontology annotation, molecular function: G protein-coupled peptide receptor activity; protein binding. Gene Ontology annotation, biological process: hormone-mediated signaling pathway; activation of adenylate cyclase activity; adenylate cyclase-activating G protein-coupled receptor signaling pathway. Gene Ontology annotation, cellular component: plasma membrane. Lineage: Eukaryota; Metazoa; Echinodermata; Asteroidea; Valvatida; Acanthasteridae.